Messenger RNA from Penicillium paradoxum, 414 nucleotides. RefSeq lists its product as uncharacterized. NCBI's taxonomy places the organism in Eukaryota, Fungi, Ascomycota, Eurotiomycetes, Eurotiales, Aspergillaceae. The coding region runs from base 1 to 414 and encodes 137 amino acids. The record is from RefSeq and is a predicted model, not a curated record. The transcript is spliced from 2 exons.
AUGCGAAGGCUCACCAACCUUCCAAGAGGAGUUGCGGCGCCGGAUACUCCAUAUGUGGCAGCGGCUGGCCCAGACAAGUUAUACUUCAUCGACACCCGGUUCGAUACUGGGACUGCAAAGCAUAUAAAGGAACAAAUCGAGAAGGCAACUAUACCGAACCCGGAGGAGUACGUCGCGAUAGACGAGGUUUCGGCUACGGCAGAAUUAAAAAACUCUGUGUCCGGCGAAACGACAUUCGUGUUUGACCCCCGCUAUGCCAGGGUGCUGUUUGCAAAGGGAAUGAACAGGCACAACCCGGAGCUCAAACUGCCUGAGCAUGAGCCCGUCGGCGAUUGGUUGGUGACCUACGACCUAGGCAAUACACUUACGAACCUGGCUAAUUCCUGCUGUGAUUUUGACCAUCACUCUGCCUAA